This is a messenger RNA of Sclerotinia borealis F-4128, 1275 nucleotides long. The record is from the annotation of a GenBank genome assembly. NCBI's taxonomy places the organism in Eukaryota, Fungi, Ascomycota, Leotiomycetes, Helotiales, Sclerotiniaceae.
AUGGCACCAUCCGCCACCACUAAUGAGCAAGCUAUCCUCCCAAUUCGCAAAAGCGGCCCCAAAUACAAUGCCGAUAAAUCAGAAGCACAACACAACCGAGCUCUCUCGAUUAUCAAAGAAAAGCUCCCUCUCAUGAGCGUUCUCAAAGGUCUCAUCGUCAUCAAUAUCAAUCCAUCAAAACCAGACAUCAUCAUUGACGCACGUGGAGAGAUAUCCAAACUUUUGGAUGGCACGGACGAGAAGGAAGAUUGUAGAGUCAAUACCAAAUCCAUUUACAUCAUCGAAUUUUACGAAGGCAGACUUGAACCCCGCUAUGGACUUUUCAAAGAUGCAUUUUUUCACAAAGCUUACUUACCUCAGGGUGACAUCAAGAUGGCGAUCAAAUUCGCCGAUAUGUUAACACCCAAUCCCCCAUCUCCACUCAAGAAAUUCACAGGAAACGAAAGAUUACCACAGCCGACUGAGGACCUCGAACAGGUCAAGGCCGACAUGCGAGAAUUUGGGUACGGACUUGUGAAGAAUGCACUUACUCCCGAAGAAAUCACGAAAUACCAACGCGCUGUCAAGCUUCAAGCGGCAGGAGAAACCAAAGCCGGAGUUGCAGCCAACGACGGGGGUCCUAAUACUCCUAAUCAGCGAAUCUGGACUUUGACAAACAAGGGACAGGAAUUCGUGGAUAUGUUGGAACAUCCGCUCAUUGAUGAGAUUGUUCCCGAGUUUCUUGGAGAACAAGCUUUGCUUCAUACUUAUACGGCAAAUAUUGCUCGACCAGGCAAUGUACCUAUGCAGUUGCAUACGGAUCAAGUUGCUAUCCAACCACCUUUAAGAAAUAUCAACUUUGGUGUGAACAUCAUGUGGUUCCUAGCAGAUGUUACGGAGAAGAAUGGGGGUACAAGGGUUUUCCCCGGUUCUCAUCUCGGGGCCGUUGCACCAGAAGAUGUGUUUGAUUUGGAAGGAUCAGUUGCAGCGCAGGGACCAGCUGGUACGGCGCUUUGUUUCGAGUCUAGAUUGUGGCAUGCAACAGGCCCCAAUCGGGAGACGGAGGGCGAGAGACCAGUCGUUUUUAUGUUCUUCAUGAGAUCGUUUGUGCGGCAACAGGAAAAUAACUUCUUGUCUUUGAGACCGGAAGUCGAGGCAGGAUUGAAUGAGAGGGUGAAGGCAUUCUUGGGUUUCAGGACUACGGGGGCUUUGGGUGGUUUGGAGGGUGAGGUUCGUGAGGGAAUCUUUGUGAAGAAGUUGGAGAAUGCUGUGGGGCCUUUUAGAGAUGAGGAAUAA